Molecule: messenger RNA, 2093 nt
Organism: Peromyscus eremicus (cactus mouse)
Lineage: Eukaryota; Metazoa; Chordata; Mammalia; Rodentia; Cricetidae
Gene: Atg4c
Product: autophagy related 4C cysteine peptidase
Exons: 10
Coding region: 1-1464 (487 amino acids)
Molecular function (GO): protein-phosphatidylethanolamide deconjugating activity
Source: RefSeq, a predicted model, not a curated record
AUGUCCACUGGAGAAAUGGAGCGUCUGAGGAAGACUCCGCCCAGGAAGUGUGACCCUGACCUCAGGAAGACCUGUCAGUCACUGAACAAGUGUGGUGUGGGCCAGUACCCAUAUGCCACAGGGUCCGAUCUAAAGGAAAGAUACAUGCAACUCAGCGAUGGACGUUGGGUGUUGAAAACAAAGACAUAUUUUAGUAGAAAUUCACCUGUUCUAUUACUUGGAAAAUGUUAUCAUUUUAAAUAUGAAGAUGAAAACAAGAUGUUGCCUGCAAGAUCAGGAUGUACCAUUGAAGAUCAUGUAAUUGCAGGAAAUGUGGAAGAAUUCCGUAAGGAUUUUAUUUCUAGAAUUUGGCUGACCUACCGGGAAGAAUUUCCUCAAAUAGAAGCAUCAGCCUUCACAACAGACUGUGGCUGGGGCUGUACACUGAGGACCGGCCAGAUGCUGUUGGCUCAAGGCCUCAUACUGCAUUUCCUUGGUAGAGCUUGGACCUGGCCUGAUGCACUGCAUGUAGAGAAUUCAGACUCUGACUCAUGGACUUCCAACACUGUCAAAAAGUUUACUGCAUCGUUUGAAGCAUCACUUUCAGGGGAAAGAGAACUCAGAACUCCAGCAGUUUCUCUGAAGGAAACAACCGGGAAGCAUUCUGAUGACCAUGCAGUGCGGAAUGAGAUUUAUCACAGGAAAAUCAUCUCUUGGUUUGGAGAUUCCCCUGUGGCUGUCUUCGGCUUACAUCGACUGAUAGAGUUUGGGAAGAAGUCUGGGAAAAAGGCUGGAGAUUGGUAUGGACCAGCAGUGGUUGCUCACAUUUUAAGAAAAGCAGUAGAAGAAGCAAGGCAUCCUGACUUACAAGGAAUAACUAUUUACGUUGCGCAGGACUGUACAGUUUACAAUUCUGAUGUAAUUGAUAAACAGACUGACUCUGUGACCUCUGGGGACGGCAGGGACAAGGCUGUAAUUAUCUUAGUUCCCGUUAGACUUGGUGGAGAAAGAACCAACACUGACUAUCUGGAGUUUGUGAAGGGUGUCUUAAGCCUUGAAUAUUGUGUAGGUAUUAUUGGCGGCAAACCUAAACAGUCGUAUUACUUUGCUGGAUUUCAAGAUGACAGUUUGAUUUACAUGGAUCCUCAUUACUGCCAGUCCUUUGUGGAUGUCAGCAUAAAGGAUUUCCCUCUUGAGACAUUCCACUGUCCUUCUCCGAAAAAGAUGUCAUUUCGGAAAAUGGAUCCUAGUUGUACGAUAGGAUUUUACUGUCGAAACAUCCAGGACUUUGAACGAGUGUCUGAAGAAAUCACUAAGAUGUUGAGCAUUUCCUCUAAGGAGAAGUACCCAUUAUUCACUUUUGUAAAUGGCCAUUCCAGAGACUUUGAUUUUACAUCUACUGCAGCCAGUGAAGAAGACCUUUUCUCAGAAGAUGAGAAGAAAAAAUUCAAAAGAUUUAGCACAGAAGAGUUUGUCCUACUUUAAAGAUUAAUGCAUUUGUGUUUAUGAGAAGAGCUUGACCACGGGGGAGCCACGAAGAGUUACAAGCACACUCGAGAUCCUCUGUCAUCAGAUCCCAACUGUGUGUGUCCUUUUAACAAUGCACAUUUGAAAACACCCAAACUUUAAAGGUAUUUUUCUGAAAGGAAUGACUGGAUGGCUCUUGCUUUCUAGUGAUAAAUAACAAUGAUUCUGGUUGCAUUCCUGUUUCCCAAAGAUGUGCUAAUGAAACACUACCUUAACUGUAAGCCUUUUGGUCCCCAGCAUCUUCUACCUGAGCCCAUUGGUCCCCUGGAGGUUUUGAUACAGGUUCCCUCAAAGAUUGGCAUCACCAAAUUAAUUUUCAAAGCCUUGCUUGAUGUUAAUGACAGGAGAGCAGAGACUGGGUCUUCAGAACUUCCCAGGCUCCUGCUGUUAGGGAACCAGAGAAUGCUUUGGCUUUGUGUAUCUAGAUAACUAAAUGGACACGUAAAAUCAUGUAAGCAGGAUUUUCAGGCAAUACUUAAUAAUAUGGUUUUAUAAUAGCUACUCAUUAUGCUUGCUGCAGAGCGAUGAGGAAUGAAUAUAAAGCAUUGUGUUUUCUUCCUCUCUUCCUUUCUUUCUUUUUUUUUUUU